This is a messenger RNA of Mustela erminea (ermine), 3059 nucleotides long. RefSeq names its product visual system homeobox 2 (gene VSX2). The coding region runs from base 89 to 1231 and encodes 380 amino acids. The record is from RefSeq and is a predicted model, not a curated record. Gene Ontology annotation, molecular function: DNA-binding transcription factor activity, RNA polymerase II-specific; sequence-specific double-stranded DNA binding. Gene Ontology annotation, cellular component: nucleus. Gene Ontology annotation, biological process: regulation of transcription by RNA polymerase II. The transcript is spliced from 5 exons. Lineage: Eukaryota; Metazoa; Chordata; Mammalia; Carnivora; Mustelidae.
UGGGACCAACUUCGCGAAGCGGGGAGCCCGGCGGGGGGGUGGGGGGAGCAAAAGACCUGCGGCCUCAGCCCCUCCAAAGAGCCGGGAGAUGACGGGGAAAGCGGGGGAAGCGCUGAGCAAGCCCAAAUCCGAGACAGUGGCCAAGAGUACCUCGGGGGGCGCCCCGGCCAGGUGCACGGGGUUCGGCAUCCAGGAGAUCCUGGGUUUGAACAAGGAGCCCCCCAACUCCCACCCGCGGGCUGCCCUCGACGGCUUGGCCCCCGGGCACUUGCUGGCGGCGCGCUCAGUGCUCAGUCCCGCAGGAGUGGGCGGCAUGGGGCUACUGGGGCCCGGGGGGCUCCCCGGCUUCUACGCGCAGCCCACCUUCCUGGAAGUGCUGUCCGACCCGCAGAGCGUCCACUUGCAGCCGCUGGGAAGAGCGUCGGGGCCGUUGGACACCAGCCAGACGGCUAGCUCGGAUUCUGAAGAUGUUUCCUCCAGCGACCGAAAAAUGUCCAAAUCGGCUUUAAACCAGACCAAGAAACGGAAGAAGCGGCGACACAGGACAAUCUUUACUUCCUACCAGCUAGAGGAGCUGGAGAAGGCAUUCAAUGAGGCCCACUACCCAGAUGUCUAUGCCCGGGAGAUGCUGGCCAUGAAAACGGAGCUUCCAGAAGACAGGAUACAGGUCUGGUUCCAGAACCGCAGGGCCAAGUGGAGGAAACGGGAGAAGUGCUGGGGCCGGAGCAGCGUCAUGGCGGAGUACGGCCUCUACGGGGCCAUGGUGCGGCACUCUAUCCCCCUGCCAGAGUCCAUCCUCAAGUCCGCCAAGGACGGCAUCAUGGACUCCUGUGCCCCGUGGCUGCUGGUUCAAGAUGGCUUUCCCAGGCGCUUUUCUAAACCCGAAUACCAACAAUUCUUUUUAGGGAUGCACAAAAAGUCGCUGGAGGCAGCCGCGGAGUCGGGGAGGAAGCCCGAGGUGGAGCGCCAGGCCCCGCCCAGACUGGACAAGAUGGAGCCGGAGGAGCGGGGCCCCGACCCUCCAGCGGCCAUGUCCCAGGAGGAACUGAGAGAGAACAGCAUUGCCGCGCUCCGAGCCAGAGCUCAGGAGCACAGCACCAAAGUGCUGGGGACUGUGUCUGGGCCCGACAGCCUGGCCCGGAACGCCGUGGAGCCCGAGGAGGAGGAGGCCAUGGACGAAGACAGGCCCACGGAGAAGCUGAGUCCGCCGCAGCUGGAGGACAUGGCUUAGAUCAAGGGCUCGCAGAUCCCGAGCCCCAGGACUCUGCUCUCCUCGGGGCCUGUGGUGUUGGGAGGUGUUCUCUGAGGCAGGGCUCGGGCCUGGCCUCUGCCACCCUCCUCCUGCCCCACGGGGGCCCCCAUGACCCCCCGGGCUGAUUUCAGGCACAACUCAGUUCUGGCCAAGGGUUUGGGCCGUGCUGAGACACCCCCUAUCUAGUCUUGACCUCUCUGGCAUCUUCCUUCUCAUCCCAACAUCCCUGCCUCAGAAGCCUUCUUGCUGCCCCAAACCAUCUCCUCAAGCCACUUUCACUCAACCCCUUGGUGACUCUCAGUGUCCAGAUCCACCCCUCACUCUCUGUUCUCUUGCUUGAAAGAGGCCCCCCAGCCCCGCUCCCCAGCCCUAUACCCCCUGUGGAUUCUGCUCUGCCCAGGCCCAAAGCCCGCUGCUGCCAACUCAUUACCUGCCGCAACAGUACCAGGGACUGAGGACCUGCAUUCUAGUACCAGUGCCCUGAGCUCCCCCAGGCUUUGGCAAAACUGUGCUCCUCGGCCUGUUCCCUCCUGAGGGCCUGGGCCUCCACAGUGUGGAUAUUACCCCCCCAAAACACAUACCCAUAGGCCCAGGCUCAACCUCUGCCCCACCCCAUCGAUGGGGCCCAGAUUCCAGCUUAAACUUGGAAGGUGUCCUCGUGAGCCCCUCAGCCCCCCUCCAUCUCAUGUCCUCUGUAGUCACCCUUGUGUACCUGCCUGCCCUCUCCACCCACCCCGCCCCCGCCCCCGGCCUGCCCCACUGCUCUCCCCAGCAUGAGACCACAGACACUCUACCUGUAGAGUCCAGGGCCGGUGCCCUGCAGACAGCAGGCACCUGUCAAAAAUGCUGUGGUCAGGGCACUGUUGGGGAGGCCAGACUCUUACCCAGAGCCUUUGGGCCUGCGUUCUGAAGCAUCCUGAUCCCCCCCCCCCCGCCAUAUACUGCCCACGACUCUGAUUUGCUGUGCAGGACACCCUUCUAGAGCUUCUUGCUGUUCAUUGGGGCGCAUGUGUCCUGCCUGUCCAACCCGAUCUAGCCAUUAAAUGAACACACAGGAAGCCACAAAUCUUGGCUCGACUUGAUCCAGGCCAUCCCUGGGAGGUGAAGCCUGGAGUGGACCUGGGGUUAUUACAGGCAUCAAGGAGUGGCCACAAAAAGGGUACGAGAAAGGGCUCGAAGGAGAGCAAGGCAGGAGCCAGGAUUAGACUCUAACUAAGCAACAGGUACACGCACCUGCCAGGUGUGUGCUGUGGCGUCUGUCGGUAAGAAUAGGACGGAACAGUGACCGUGGAGGAAUAGGGGACUGGGGGCUUCUUCCUGUCUGCUGAUGGGAGGAAAUUCCACCUGGGAUGUUCUCCCCGCAGCUGCCCCCUCCACCCCCCAGGCCAGGCCUAUGUCACCCUCAUGCCCUUGACAUUUCCCUCUACCUUCCCACCCACCUUUGCAGGGAAUACCUCGCAAGAGAAAGGCCUGAGACAGUGAGUUUGGAUUUUAAUUCCAUAUCAAAAGUUGAUUUCUUCCUCAUUCUGUUCAUGGAACGCCCUUCUUCUCCAUGUCUUUGUUCCCUGUUGGUUUGAAGUGUUAGAGACUUUAGUCCCCGGUGUGUAAAUACUGUACAUAGAAGUGGGAAGAAAGAAACUUGAUAUUGAAGUGUUUGAAAUAUGGAAAUGUAAUAACUCUAGGUAUUCUAAACCUGUGAUUUCUGUGCCAUUUUCUGUAAAGAUACAAGUAAGAAUAAAAUUGAUGUAAAAACAUCAGGGGAGGGAUCCAGGAAUCCUCCGUGGGUGAGGACGGUGUAUGGAUGGGU